Molecule: messenger RNA, 1315 nt
Organism: Cucurbita maxima (winter squash)
Lineage: Eukaryota; Viridiplantae; Streptophyta; Magnoliopsida; Cucurbitales; Cucurbitaceae
Exons: 2
Coding region: 372-1073 (233 amino acids)
Source: RefSeq, a predicted model, not a curated record
UUCCUCUGCUCCUCUGCCAUAGGCUUCAGAAGAGACCAGAGAGGGCUCAAACUUUCUCUCCUCUCUCUCUUGGAAGCGUUUUUUUUGGGUUUUAAGAACAAUUCUUCCAAGUUUCAAUUUAGUGGGGUUGAAGAAAGUCGCUUGUGGUGCUUGUUUUGCACUCAUCAAACUUUAAUUUCAAGAGGGGUUUUCGGGUUUUUUUCUCUUUCUGACAAUCUCUGCGCUAAUUCUUCCAAUUCACUCGAUUCCGAAUGUCAUCUACACUUCACGGAUUCAAUUCUCUUCCUCCGUAGCCAUUUCUCUUGUUUAACGAUUUCCUCUCUUGAAUCCACUCGAUUUUAAGAGCGUUCAGUCCAAAUUUUGCGUUGGAAAUGGAGAAUUUCAUCGGAAAACGUAAACCCACCAUCAGCCUUUCGCUAUUCACCGCCUUGUCCGGUUCAUUCUCAUCUGAUAGAACGAAAUCCCCUCGCGAUUUUGAGAAGGGCGUUGUUGGAUUAGGCAUAGUAGCCGCCAUGACCGAUUCGGACAAGGUUCAUGAAGCUUUUGUGUAUUCGAAAGCGGCUUCUCCUAGGUCGUGCUCGAUUCCGAUCGUUUCUUCGGCUAAACCUGCGGCGAAUUUUAGAGGUGGGUUUAACCUAGAAAAGGAAUCUGAGGUCGUUGAUGAACUUUCUGAAAGUUAUACUUGCAUAACUUCACAUUUUGGUAAUCAAAUGUUUGAUAAGCGCGUUUACUUUAAUGGUGAGCUUGAAUUCAUCACUGGCCGCUCUUCGAGUGUGGUGAAAUCUGGGGUUUUUUCCACUUCUCCCAUGAGUUUUGGUGUAGCAGAGAGAGGGUUUUGUGCUGCUGAAUUUUUGAGCUCUUGCUAUCUCUGUUGCAAGCAGCUUCAUGGGCUUGAUAUCUUCAUGUACAGAGGCGAAAAAGCGUUUUGCAGCGUCGAGUGCCGUGACAAACACAUAAGAAGCGACGAUUGCAGGGACAAAUGUGGAGCGGAGGCCAUGAAAGACUACUCGGCAUCAUCGCCUUGCUCGGUGACUGGUCCGCUUGCCUUGGCCUCGGGCGUAGUUGCAGCUUAGUAGGUAAAAGCAAAAAGCACACAGAAACAAAUUAUAAAUAGGUGAUUGAUGGAUGAUAAGCGCAGAGUAUGAAAUAAAGUAGUAGUGGGUAGCAAAGACCUUGUAGAAAAGGCUUACAAAUAAGAUGGUUUGUAUGAUGCAAGUGUUAUAUAAAAUGUAUGAAUUAUGGGUCAUAUAUAAUAUGAUAAUGAUAUGAUGUGAUAAAUUCUAUUAGCUUACAAUACCCAUGAUAUUUGAUAUUC